AUGGUUGAACCUGUGGGUAACCAUUAUGUUAUAGCCAGACCUGUGUACUCGGAGAAUGCAUUCAAUGAAGAGCAUGAGAAAUUGCACAGAUACCAUAAAACCUUUUGGGAUCACCUGAAACUCUAUUUUAGCUGCUCCCCACAAAGGGCCAAAAAAAUUGCUUUGGGUUUGUUUCCAGUUGUUUCCUGGCUGCCAGCGUACCGCUUCAGGGAGUGGGUCCUGAGUGACAUCAUCUCUGGCAUCAACACAGGGCUCGUGGCUGUGCUGCAAGGUCUGGCCUUUGCUUUGCUGGUGAAUGUCCCCCCCAGUUAUGGACUCUAUGCAGCAUUCUUCCCUGUCCUGGUCUAUUUUAUCUUUGGCACAUCGAGACAUAUCUCAGUGGGUCCCUUCCCUGUCCUGAGCCUCAUGGUGGGAGGAGUCGUCACCAGGCUGGCCCCUGAUGACAGCUCUGGAAAUGGCAAUUCCACAAAUACCUCAGCGAUAAACGAUGAGAGGGUGAUGGUGGCUGCAUCUGUAACCUUCCUUUCUGGAGUUUUUCAGUUGCUUCUGGGAAUUUUCCAAUUUGGAUUCAUCGUUAUUUAUCUAUCACAAUCAUUAAUUAGUGGUUUCACAACUGCUGCAGCUAUCCACGUUUUGGUAUCUCAACUGAAAUUCAUGUUUCAGCUACCUGUCCCUGGAUUUAAUAAACCAUUUGGCAUCAUCUAUACUCUGGAGAGCAUUUUCAGCCAGAUCACAAAAACAAACGUUGCUGACCUUGUCACAUCACUGGUUGUCUUGCUUAUUGUGUUCGUGGUGAAAGAAAUGAACGAUCGAUACAAGGAAAAGUUACCGGCUCCCAUCCCGAUCGAGCUCCUUGUGACAAUCUUAGCAGCAUUGAUUUCCUAUUUUGUCAACCUUGAAGAAAAAUUUGAAGUAGCUGUUGUUGGAAAACUAGAGGAAGGGUUCCACGCGCCGGUUGCACCUGAUGUAGGCAUCCUCCAGAAGUGUAUUGGUGAUGGCAUUUCCAUCGCAAUCGUUGGGUUUGCAGUAGCCUUCUCCGUGGCUAAAGUGUAUUCCAUCAAGCAUGACUACCCAAUAGAUGGCAACCAGGAACUAAUUGCUUUUGGGCUGGGUAAUAUACUUGGUGGAUCGUUCAAGGGAUUUGCCUCCAGCACUGCUCUGUCAAGAUCAGGUGUGCAGGAGAGCACAGGAGGCAAAACACAGAUUGCUGGCAUUAUCUCAUCUGUCAUUGUUUUGGUUGUGAUCUUGGCCGUUGGUUUUCUCCUGGCACCAUUACAGAAGUCAGUCCUUGCAUCUUUGGCUCUUGGCAAUUUGAAAGGAAUGCUCAUGCAGUUCAAGGAAAUAGGCAUCCUCUGGAGAAAGGACAAGUGUGACUGCAUUAUAUGGGUGGUGACUUUCUUAGCUGCCAUCUUUCUUGGCCUGGACAUUGGGCUAGCAACAGCUGUGGCAUUCCAGCUGCUGACCGUGGUGAUCCGCUCCCAGAUUCCAAGCUGCACUGUUUUGGCCAAUGUUGGGAGAAGUAACAUUUACAGAAACAGGAAGGAUUACACUGAUAUCUAUGAGCCAGAGGGAGUGAAGAUUUUCAGAUGCUCCUCUCCGAUAUUCUUUGCUAAUAUUGAAUUCUUCAGAGAGAAACUGAUCACUGCUGUUGGCUUCAACCCACUGAGAGUCCUGAGGAAACGCAAUAAAGCUCUGAGGAAGAUUAGGAAGAUGCUGAAGAAAGGACAGCUGCAAGUGACACCGAAGGGCUUGAUUUGCAUGGCUAACCCUACAUAUGAGUCAGAGGAAGAGUUGGACAACAACAAGAUAGAGGAGCUGGACCAGCCCACCAUCAUGACAGACUUGCCCAUUCGGAUCAACUGGGGCACUGACCUCCCCCCUGGCAUCACUGUGCCCCAGGUCAACCUCCACAGCAUCAUUCUGGAUUUCUCAUCCGUGUCCUUCCUUGAUUUUUCUGCCAUGACAGUCCUCCGAAAGACUUUGAAAGAAUUUGUCCGGCUCGACAUUGACGUUUACAUCACUGGGGCAUACGAGGGCCUCCUGGACAAACUGGAGAGAAGUGCAUUUUUUGAUGAAGAGAUUAAGCCAUCCAUGUUUUUCCUCACCAUUCAUGAUGCGGUUUUACACAUUUUGCUGAAGAAGGACAUAGCCAACUCUCCCAAAUUAAAGCUUGCUGAGGAGAAGGGCAGAAGCAGUGGGUGUGUCAUCAUCCCCAGGAAUGGACUGCGCAGCCGGGAGUGCACAGUAAGGCUCUGGCUGUGGCCCUCCAGCUGGAGAAAAUGCAGCCCUAAAAAGCUGCUCAUGGGAACAGCUAGGUCAGAUAACAAAAGCUGA
Messenger RNA from Passer montanus (Eurasian tree sparrow), 2334 nucleotides. RefSeq names its product solute carrier family 26 member 3 (gene SLC26A3). NCBI's taxonomy places the organism in Eukaryota, Metazoa, Chordata, Aves, Passeriformes, Passeridae. Gene Ontology annotation, molecular function: secondary active sulfate transmembrane transporter activity; oxalate transmembrane transporter activity; chloride transmembrane transporter activity. Gene Ontology annotation, biological process: transmembrane transport. The coding region runs from base 1 to 2334 and encodes 777 amino acids. Gene Ontology annotation, cellular component: membrane. The record is from RefSeq and is a predicted model, not a curated record. The transcript has 19 exons.